UUCCACCUUAAACCGAGGUAAAAUAAAUACUAUUUCUUUGUCUACAGGAGAGCGAAGACAAAGAGCGCCGAAUUUGAAAGCAGGAAUAAUGGCGGGCAGAGGAAAAUCAGCAGAGGGAAAGAAGGCUGUCUCAAGAAGCUCAAAGGCAGGUCUUCAGUUUCCUGUUGGACGUAUUGCCAGGUUUCUCAAGGCCGGCAAAUAUGCCGAGCGGGUUGGAGCAGGUGCCCCGGUUUACCUUGCAGCCGUUCUGGAAUAUCUUGCGGCUGAGUUGCUUGAGCUGGCUGGAAACGCUGCAAGGGAUAAUAAGAAGACAAGGAUCAUCCCUCGUCAUAUUCAAUUGGCAGUGAGGAACGAUGAGGAGUUGAGCAAGCUUUUGGGAGCUGUUACCAUUGCCAAUGGCGGAGUUCUGCCUAAUAUUCAUGGUGUUCUUCUGCCUAAGAAGUUGGGCGGUGCCAAGGGUGGGGCUGGUGAGGCCGAGGCCUGAGAUACUUGUUUGAUGAAAUUUUAUGGUGUUUGUGAACACCACCGCCUGUCGGAAUUUUUGUUAUUACUUAGUUUGAUAUAUAAGAGAUCUGUCUAGGGUUUGUUUACAUGUAGUUUUGUUCCAUAUAUGGAAGUGUUUCAAGGUAACUUUACCUGUAAUUAAUUGUACAGAAGUUUCGUUUGUUUACUUUCUCCGAUUCAGCUUCACUGUUUUAGGGUUUGAUGUUGUUUAAUAGACGUGAAUGCGAUGAUAAGCUAAUCUUACCAGAUAAAGCUAAAAGGGGAUGCAGGCCUUUGAACUAUCAAUCUUUAAGAGUAUUUUUAGUAGUCUGAGCGGACAUUGUAUGUAAAUGUAGUUGCAUAGUCUGUAAGAAUAAAAUGAGAUAUCUUCAAGUAAA
Molecule: messenger RNA, 881 nt
Organism: Cryptomeria japonica (Japanese cedar)
Lineage: Eukaryota; Viridiplantae; Streptophyta; Pinopsida; Cupressales; Cupressaceae
Product: protein H2A.7
Exons: 2
Coding region: 89-484 (131 amino acids)
Cellular component (GO): nucleosome
Molecular function (GO): DNA binding; protein heterodimerization activity; structural constituent of chromatin
Source: RefSeq, a predicted model, not a curated record